Messenger RNA from Trichoplax adhaerens, 1533 nucleotides. RefSeq lists its product as uncharacterized. The coding region runs from base 1 to 1533 and encodes 510 amino acids. Gene Ontology annotation, molecular function: transcription corepressor activity; protein binding. The record is from RefSeq and is a predicted model, not a curated record. Gene Ontology annotation, cellular component: histone deacetylase complex. NCBI's taxonomy places the organism in Eukaryota, Metazoa, Placozoa, Uniplacotomia, Trichoplacea, Trichoplacidae. Gene Ontology annotation, biological process: regulation of transcription by RNA polymerase II. The transcript is spliced from 14 exons.
AUGAAUUUUACUAGUGAAGAAUUGAAUUAUUUGAUAUAUCGUUACUUGCAAGAGUCAGGAUUUCAUCACUCAUGUUAUACCUUUGGAAUAGAAAGUCACAUUCACCGCUCGAAUAUUAAUGGUUCUAGUGUACCUCCUGGUGCUUUAAUAUCCAUGGUACAGAAAGGCAUGUUGUAUUACUAUGUCGACAUGACUUUAAAAGAUGAGAACCAAAAUAAUCAUAAUAAUUUAGAGAAUAUUUCACUAAUAGAUUCGAUUGGAAAAAUGUCUGAAUUAUCAUCUGGCAAUCUUAGUUAUGGUGUAGCAACAAAUGCAAAAAAUGAUCAGCAAUUAACACCAGAUAGCCAAAAAAAGCUUACAAAAGAUAGUAAACGUGAAGUCCAGUAUCAUGGCAUACACUCAUAUUACUUUUUAUCUAUUUUCUCAUUUAACUGUUCGUGCGUAUUAGAAAAUUCUGACCAAAGGAGAUCCUCCGAAUCUGAUAUAUUCGCAAUAAAAUGGCACCCAAAUAAAGAGUUAAUAGCUACUGGAUCGUCUGAUGGGACUGCAAAGAUAUCACAACCGAAUGAGGUCGAAGCAACGGUACUUGAACAUUACCCGAAUGAAAUCGACAAAAGGCAACCUGAAGCUAGUAAUGGCAAUUGUGGUAUUUCUGAUCGCUAUGCUGUAACUUCGAUUGUUUGGAAGCCGGAUGGUUCCCAGUUACUAACUGCUUGUGCAGAUGGUAAAGGAAGAAUUUGGCAGUUGGAUGGUAAGCUAGUGGCGACGCUAAGUAAUCACACAGCGCCGAUUUUUGUUUGUCGGUGGAAUAUUGAUGGUAGUUUAAUUGCGAUGGGAAGUGCCGAUAUGCGUGUUACAAUUUGGGAUUCUUCAAGUUAUGAAAUGAAGCAAUGCUGUGAUCAUCAUAAAGGACCAGUAACGGAUAUUGAUUGGCAAAAUGUAUCGAUAUUUGCAACUUGUUCUACGGAUCGUUCUGUAGCUGUAUGUGAAGUUGGAUCUGAGAAGCCGAUAAAGUCAUACGAAGGACAUACGAGCGAAAUCAACGUUGUUCGAUGGGACCCAUCAUCAAAUUUACUUGCAUCUGGAUCUGACGAUUGUACAGUGAAGGUUUGGAAUUUAAAGCAAGAUAAGUGUGUCCACGAUUUCCGUGGUCAUGUCAGAAAUAUUUACGCUAUUAAAUGGUGUCCAGUUAAGAGAGUGGUGUCAAGCACUGGUAUGAUGUUGGUCUAUUUAAUUAUUAGUGCAUCAGCCGAUCGAACUAUUCGAAUAUGGGAUGUGGAUCGUGGUAUUUGCUUAUAUACAUUGAAUCGUCAUCAGAGCCCUGUCUAUUCUUUAGCCUUCAACUCCGAUGGUAGACUAUUGGCAAGUGGUUCAUACGACACAGCUGUCAAUAUAUGGUCGUUAGAAAACGGACUUCUCGUUCGGACGGUGAUGAUAGAUGGACCGGUUUCAGAUAUUGAUUGGCAUAAAGAUAAUAGAAUUGUUGCAGUUAGUGGCAAUGGCUCGGUAAGAAUCGCGUGUCUUUUUAUCUAA